Molecule: messenger RNA, 2717 nt
Organism: Branchiostoma floridae (Florida lancelet)
Lineage: Eukaryota; Metazoa; Chordata; Leptocardii; Amphioxiformes; Branchiostomatidae
Product: protein FAN-like
Exons: 7
Coding region: 153-2699 (848 amino acids)
Molecular function (GO): protein binding
Source: RefSeq, a predicted model, not a curated record
AAUAGUUUGACCAGUUACGAGCGCCCCCUGGCAGAAGUUAGCAGAACUGCAGCAUCCACUUCCUCAUAAGGCACACAAGGCGCUCGUGAUAUCGUGCACCUCAAGUCCUGGACUCCCCAUAAGAUUGCUGUUUUCCUCCCAAACAGGUCGCCAUGGCCUUUGGAGGAGAGGGAAGUGAUCAACAGAAGGAACGAUUUUCACUUCUGCUUUUGGAUCCAGGUGAGAUCUACUUUGAAGACUUUGGUGUGUUCUACUACACCCAUGGACUUACGGAGGAGGAGGCAAUACGCAGGAAAACGAGAGGACGGAUCAAGAUGUGUUCCAAGUCCGUCGUGUUUGACCCCCAGGACGUCAUGCUGCCCAUGCUCAAGUUCCCGCUGCGCAGCUGCACAGCGAUUGAGAAGUGGCAGGGACCAGUGACAUCACGGAUCAACGCCACGGGAAACGUCAUCUUGAUCGAGUCGUCCCAAGUGUACCAGAUGAAGGAGGGUAAUAUAGUCGCGCCGUACGUUUUCAAGAAGAAGAAAGAAAAGUAUCUGUUUUCUCUCAAUUUUGUGAUGAUCGAGGACGUUUUGCCUCAGAUGCAACAGCUGUUGAGAGCGUCUACACUAACAGCUGCCGACCAGAACUCCAUGAUCGCGGCGAUUGUGCAGUCUCGCCAAGCGCGGGUCCCGUUCAACACCAGCUGGCUGGAAACAUUGUACGAAAAGAUCGUAGUAGAAAUGGUUGGAGAUAAGAUCGAUCCGCUUGUUGUGAACCCCGGACGCAUCAUGAUUACGUCAUCGCGACUGUACUUUCAGCCGUUCAACAACAUCGAUCCGUAUCCCGUCCUAAAGAUCAAGCUGUCUGACAUCAAGAGGAUUGUGAAACGAAGGUUCCUACUCCGUCAGGUAGGAGUGGAAAUCUUCUGCAGCGAGGACGGUCUGAAAUCCGACCUAUUCCUGACGCUGAAGGAACAGGAGUUACGAGACCAGUUAUACGACAGCAUCGUCACGCAACCUGACGUCGCGCUGGCGGAAACAGGGCAGGAGAACGCGACGCUACGCUGGCAGAGUGGCGUCAUGUCGAACUUCGACUAUCUUAUGUACCUGAACAACAUGGCGGACCGAAGUUUUAACGACCUGACCCAGUAUCCCGUAUUUCCAUGGGUUGUAGCGGACUAUACCAGCGCAAAUCUAGACCUGUCUCGACCAGAGACCUACCGUGAUCUGAGUAAGCCUAUUGGCGCCCUGAAUCCCGAGCGUCUCCACAGGACGUUGGAACGCUACCACGACAUGCCCGAUCCCAAGUUCAUGUACGGCAGCCAUUACUCCACACCUGGGUAUGUGGUGUACUACCUGGUACGGGUGGCGCCAGAGUACAUGCUGUGUCUGCAGAACGGGAGGUUCGACCAACCGGAUCGGAUGUUCCUCAGCAUCAAGGAAACGUGGAACAACGUCCUGACGGGGGCUUCUGACGUCAAGGAGCUCAUCCCAGAAUUCUACCAGACAUCCGGACAAUUUUUGGUCAAUGCACAACACUUGAAGCUUGGCACCAGGCAGGAUGGAACAAAGGCUGAGGAUGUGGAGUUACCGCCGUGGGCCGCCGACCAUGACGACUUUGUUCAGAAGUGCCGCGAGGCGCUCGAGAGCGACUACGUUUCCAGCCGCUUGCACGAGUGGAUUGACCUCAUCUUUGGGUACAAGCAACGGGGAGAGGCAUCAGAGAAUGCGUACAACGUCUUCUACCACCUAACGUACGAAGGCGCCGUCGACCUGGACAGCAUCACCGACCCGAACGAGCGUCUCUCGCUAGAAGCACAGAUCAUGGAGUUUGGACAGACGCCCAAACAACUCUUCCACGGUCCCCAUCCACAGAGGUUCCAGCAGAGUCCUGGUACAAAAGACUCUGUUCUGAUGGGAUCGGGGGGCCAAUCAGAAUCCCUCAGAACGAACGCCACAGAUUCCAGCACAAGAGUUCCAAUGAUGAAAUCCUGCCAUCUUGCUGCGCUGUGGGAGGGUAGAGAGGGUCUGAAGCCUGUUUAUGAACACAAGCUACACAAGGACACGGUCACGGCAGUACGGCUGGCACCCAGCGGGAAAACCAUAUUCUCUGUCUCUCAGGACUCCCUGAUGAAGAUGUACUCUCUGGAAGAACAGAGACAACAGAGGAGCAUCUCCAUCUCCAACAUGGCGCUGUCCUCGUGCCAAGUCAUGGCCGACUCCAAAACGCUGAUCAUCGGAUCCUGGGACAACAACGUCUACGUCUACUCCGUGGAGUACGGACACAUCCUGGACACCGUGCUCGCCCACGAUGACGCGGUAUCGUGCAUUCAGUACCGAGAUGGACUCCUAGUCUCGGCAUCUUGGGACUCCACGGUGAAGUUGUGGGAGAGUAAAAUUGGGGGUGGAGCUAAGAAACAACAGCUGCAGCUGUCAGCAGAGUUAGACCACGACUCGGGUGUGGUUUGCGCCUGUAUGGACGCGGGAAACACUCGUGUGGCGAGCGGAACGGAAGACGGCACGCUGUACAUCUGGAGCGUGGAGUCACAGUACGUGCUGUCGCGACACCCUCUUCACACAGGGUCCAUCCAUGCGGUCAGUUUCAGUCCGGAGGGUCAGCGUGUGCUGACGUGUGGUGCUGAUCACUACCUCCGAGUGUUGGACGUGACCACGGGCACCGAAGUGUGCGCCAAGGACUUAGAAGAACCACUGAGGUAACAGAUAUUGUUAAUUUGU